Molecule: messenger RNA, 2616 nt
Organism: Ornithodoros turicata
Lineage: Eukaryota; Metazoa; Arthropoda; Arachnida; Ixodida; Argasidae
Exons: 2
Coding region: 205-1092 (295 amino acids)
Molecular function (GO): nucleic acid binding; zinc ion binding
Source: RefSeq, a predicted model, not a curated record
GCUCUUAGUUUUUUUGCCGUUGUUUUUUUGUGUGUGCGUUUUUCGUGUGUUUCUUUGAGUUUUUCAGCUCCCACCCGGUGGACGAGCCCUCGGAGCUGAUGGCUGACAAGGCGAAGGUGCCCACGCCGCAGUCAGACGCCAUCGCAACAGCAGAACUCCUGUCACGCAUGACGGAGUUGUGCUCGUUGGUGGUUCAACGCCUGGAUGCCGGGUUACACCGAUAAGAAGUCUGUUGCCGAUUUCCUGGAUGACCUCACCGCCUAUCAGACGGGUAUGGGAAUUUCGGACGAAGUCCUAAUCCAACGCAUCCUGCAGGUUGCUUUGGUCGGAGACGCCGCCCGCUGGCUUCGGUUGCAAUCGGAGUUUACGUCCUUGCAGGACUUCCAGGAGCGGUUCAAAAACGAAUUCCUUCCCCCGGAUUACGAAUACCGUGUCCUAGAGGAAUUGCAUAAGCGCACUCAACAUCCUGAGGAAAGCUUAUCUGAAUUCGUUCGGGCAUUGCAGGAUCUGUACAGCAGAGCGGAUCCCACUGCUACGGAAGAGCAGCGUGUCGCACGGGCGAUCCGUCAGUGCCACCCGCGCUUCCGGCCCUACUUAAGAGCCCAUCGCUUUGAAACCCUUGAGGCGUUGGCCCAGGAGGCUCGUUCAAUACAAGGCGACCUCCUGGCAGAGCUUCAAUACCGGCCCCCUCCGCCCCCGGAGCUAGCGUUGGAACCGCGCUGCGCGUGGUCAGGAGGAGCCGCCUCGGUCGAACGCCUGCAUGCAACAGGUUUGGGUGACAACCCCCGUAAUUCACACAAUGCGGAGUCAUCCCACCGAGCCCUAGAUCCGUUCCUCUAUGACCAGAGGACGAUCCCCGCAGGAACGAGCCUUGACAGACCCGUCCCGCCCCGAAGUCGCGGUCAACCUGGCCUUGCAGCUAGCGAAACCCCACGGCAGCGGGAGCGACAUCAUCCUGCGCCCCCGCAGCCACAAGCGCCCAACGGCUGUUGGAAUUGCGGCAGCCCUGACCAUUUUCGUCGGGAAUGCCCGCGACAAAGACCGAACACCCGUAAUGUGCCAUCGGGAAACGGUCGCAGCCGGCGUCCAUGAAUGCUCGCUCAACGACGUCGGCAAGUUGCGAAAAAAGCGAGCAGACGGUUACUAUCCGUGGCCCUGAUCAGUCAAAAACUAGCUUUGCAAGCGGUAAGAUAACGCAAAGAGAUGCUUUGGCUCCUCUUGCUUUUUCUGUACGAGAUUACAUCGAGGAUAAGGAACCAAACAUCGCCGUUCGAAUUUUGGGUAAAGAUUACAUCGCCCUUAUCGACACGGGAGCUACGCUUUCCCUUAUCGGGGAUAGUGUUUACGAGCAUUGCGUAUCACGGCAUGUGGAAUUGCAAUCCACAGAUGUCACUCUUCGUCUUGCUUCCAAUGACGCCGUUCCAGCACAGGCUGCAGUUGUGCUCUGGGUACGUUUGGAUGGGAGACGACGAAAGCAGCGCUUCGUGCACCUUCCUGGCCUGGCAGUUCCUGUUAUCCUGGGCAGAGACUUCAUCAUCCGGCAGAAGUUGGUGCUGGACCUGCCCAAUGGAGGAUACGUGUACCACGGCUCGUCGGGAUUUUUCCGCUUCGCCGCAGCACGGGAACACUGCACAGCACAGCAAGCUGUGGCAGCGUCCGUUGAAACGUCUGGGCUGCCGACUGUCUUGGGGUCAUUCCAUGGUCCUGAGGAGCAACGCCGUCAGCUUGAACAAGUACUGCGGCAGUUUGACGGAAUCUUUACCGAAAAUCCGGGUAAGUCGUCUGUGUUACAGCAUAGCAUAGACACCAGUAACGCUAGGCCCUGGCGUUGUAAUCCCAGACCAUUGAGUGUGCAUAAGCGUGCUUUGUUAGACGCUGCUCUUAACGAAAUGCUCCAAACCGGUGCAGUUCAAAGGUCCCAGAGUCCUUGGGCAUUUCCUGUUGUUCUGGCUCCCAAACGAGAUGGUACGGCUAGGUUAUGCGUCGACUAUCGUCGACUUAACGCAGUAACUGUAAGGGAUUCCUACCCCUUCCCGUCCAUUGAGUCAAUCUUGUAUUCCCUGGGCAACGCAACUGUGUUUUCAACGCUUGAUUGUAGUAGAGGAUUUUUGCAAAUCCAAGUUGCCCCGGAGGAUGUCCCAAAAACAGCCUUUACGUGUCAUAGAGGUUUGUUUGAAUUUGUACGAAUGCCUUUCGGACUGUCUAAUUCACCCGCCAGUUUCCAGCGGUUGAUGGAUACAGUGUUGGGAGAUGCGAAGUACAAUUUCGCAAUGGCAUACAUGGAUGAUGUCGUAGUGUUUUCUAGAAAUUUUCAGGAACACUUGGAACACCUGUCAAUCGUCCUCGCAAGGAUGAAUGAAGCGGGCAUAACAAUCAACCCCCGCAAGGUGCAGCUGGCAUCGUCUAGGAUCAGCCUUCUCGGCUUUGUGGUGGACGGAGGGACCAUCCGUCCUAACGACGACAAGCUAAAGGCGAUCACAGAGUUUCCGGUUCCCGGUAACGUCAAAGCCUUGCUGCGCUUCCUAGGUAUGGUUGGUUUUUACAGACAAUUCAUUCCUAAUUGUGCCGAGCUAGCGCAGCCGCUUAACCAGUUGUUGCGCAAGGAUACGCGCUGGA